Molecule: messenger RNA, 1018 nt
Organism: Camelina sativa (false flax)
Lineage: Eukaryota; Viridiplantae; Streptophyta; Magnoliopsida; Brassicales; Brassicaceae
Source: RefSeq, a predicted model, not a curated record
CUCUGCAUUUGUCAACCUUGAGCUUCAGGGAAAGAAGACGAAGAUGGCUACUAGUCCGAUUAAACAAGUAUUUUUACUCCGAAGAAUCAAAUCAGCUUCUCUCAGCAUGUCUGGAAGCAACCGGAGUUUUAUUCCGGAGGUGUUUUUGUAUUCUCGGAAAAGAACUUCUGAGAUUGAAGUAAUGGACGUUGCACGCCAAGUGUUUGUGUUAUUGUCUGUGUUAGUGGUGUGUUGGGGUUUGGAGAGAUGUGAGGCUUCUAGGAAGUUCAGCUUCGAAGUUCAUCACAUGUUCUCUGAUACGGUCAAGCAAACUCUUGGGUUUGGCGAUUUAGUUCCGGAAAAGGGAAGUUUGGAUUACUUCAAGCUUUUGGCCCAUCGCGAUCGGUUGAUCAGAGGUCGAGGUCUUGCCUCCAACAAUGAAGAACCUCCUGUCACGUUCAUGCGGGGUAACCGCACGAUUACAAUCGACCUUCUCGGAUCCCUGCAUUACGCCAAUGUCUCUGUUGGAACACCGGCCACUUGGUUCCUUGUGGCUCUUGACACUGGCAGCGAUUUGUUUUGGUUGCCUUGCAAUUGCGGUUCCUCUUGUAUCCGUGACUUGGAGGACAUUGGGCUUCCACAGAGUCUACCACUCAAUCUAUACAGUCCCAAUGCAUCUUCUACAAGUUCAAGCAUUAGAUGCAGUGACAAGCGUUGUUUUGGAUCAGGAGGAUGUUCUUCUCCUACAAGUAUUUGCCCUUAUCAGAUUCCCUACUCUAGCACCACCGUCACUACAGGGACAUUGUUACAGGAUGUAUUGCAUUUGGUCACAGAGGACGAGGGUUUAGAGCCUGUCAAAGCUAAUAUCACGCUUGGCUGCGGUCAGAAUCAGACAGGUUUGUACCGGAGAAGUGUGGCUGUGAAUGGUCUUCUUGGGCUUGGUAUGAAAGAUUACUCAGUUCCGAGUGUACUGGCAAAAGCAAAUAUCACUGCGAACUCUUUCUCAAUGUGUUUCGGGAAUAUUGUUGACUUUAUCGGA